Molecule: messenger RNA, 1716 nt
Organism: Habropoda laboriosa
Lineage: Eukaryota; Metazoa; Arthropoda; Insecta; Hymenoptera; Apidae
Product: monocarboxylate transporter 13-like
Exons: 8
Coding region: 1-1716 (571 amino acids)
Biological process (GO): transmembrane transport; monocarboxylic acid transport
Molecular function (GO): monocarboxylic acid transmembrane transporter activity
Source: RefSeq, a predicted model, not a curated record
AUGGCACACGCGACUGAUUGCUCCUCCGUCGAGGCAAAUAAGCAAGAUAAAAAAAAUGCAAGUGAAAAUAUCGGCUGUACAUCAAUGGACUACUCAGUGUCAUCUGCAACCAGGCAACCCUUACCACCGGACGGAGGAUGGGGCUAUUUCGUAGUUCUAGCAUCAUUUUUAAUUCACGUAAUCGCGGAUGGUGUGACAUACUCUUUCGGAGUAUUUUACUUAGAACUUUUGCACUAUUUCGAAGAAGGAAAAGGAGCAACUGCAUGGGUCGCAUCGAUCUUAGUUGGAGUCACUUUGUGCUCAGGUCCAAUAUCAAGCUUAUUUGUGAAUAAAUUUGGAUGUCGAGCUGUGACUAUAGCCGGCUCAAUAUUGGCGAGUGCGUGCCUACUGGCGAGUAUGUGGGCUCGAAGUAUUGUAACACUGUACUUUUCGAUCGGCAUAGGAACAGGCCUAGGUUUUGGCUUAAUUUAUUUACCUGCGAUCGUAAGUGUAACAUGUUACUUUGAGAAGUAUCGUUCCCUUGCAACGGGAAUUGCAGUGUGCGGUUCGGGCUUAGGCACAUUAAUUUUCGCCCCUUGCUUAGAUUACCUUAUAGCAUUAUAUGGAUGGCGUGGAACAAUGUUGAUUUGUUCUGGGAUCGUUUUGAAUUGUACCGUUCUUGGAAUACUCUUUAGACCCCUUGAAACGAACAAACCGAUAAAGAGAAGUUCUUCAGAGAAAUCGUUGCCGAUCUCGAAGAAAGGUCUUCGAGAAUAUUCGAACAGUUUAAAUAGUAAAAAAUUGCAUAGUGUGAGUUUUCGAAAGGAGGAAAAUAGUACCGGUAUAAAAUCUCUAAGUCAACCCGUUUUGAUUUCAAAUGAUGCGAUACAACAAGACAAUUUUGAGAACAUUAGCAAACAGCAGUCGGUAUUUUUUUCUAUAACUCUACUUAUUCGAGGUUUAGCUAGUUUACCGAAUAAAACAGAACAUACAAAAGCAGAAAAUAGAGAAUUUAAAGUAUAUAUUGAAAGAAAAAUAAAUACUUUACAAGAGAAAUUAGAUAUUUCUGUGUUAAAGGAUCCAGUAUUCAUAUUAUUUACUUUCUCAAAUUUUUGCACCAGUAUUGGAUUCUAUGUACCGUAUGUGUAUGUAUUGCCCCAAGCCGAAGAACAAGGAAUCGAUAAAAAAGAUGCAAGUUACCUUCUUGCAGUAAUUGGAAUUGCUAAUACUGUGGGCCGUAUAAUCUUAGGAUAUGUAUCAGAUAAACCAUGGGUUAAUCGAUUACUCAUAUAUAAUUUAUGUCUUACAAUAUGUGGUAUUUCUACAAUUCUUAGCACAUUUUGUACAUCUUUUGAAUCAUUCAUACUUUAUUCUUUUAUGUUUGGAUUUACAUCUGGCGCUUAUGUCGGUCUUACAUCUGUGAUAUUAGUAGAUUUAUUGGGUUUAAAUCGUCUUACAAAUGCUUUUGGUCAACUCUUAUUAUUUCAAGGCUUUGCAUCACUUUUAGGACCACCAAUUGCUGGGUGGUUAUAUGACGCACUAGAAUCUUAUAAUCCUGGAUUCUUUACUGCUGGUGGUAUGAUUACUGUUAGUGGAUUAAUUUUAUUCUUUAUACCUACUAUUCAACAAAAAACACAAAAAAAUGUGAAUACCAAAAAAACAAAAAAUGUAAUAAACAAUCAACAAAAUGAUUAUAGACAAAUACUUCCGUAUCAUUUUAUUUCACACAUUUUAUAA